Cynoglossus semilaevis (tongue sole) is the source of this 3014-nucleotide messenger RNA. RefSeq names its product cytidine monophosphate N-acetylneuraminic acid synthetase a (gene cmasa). Bases 127 to 1467 code for a protein of 446 amino acids. The record is from RefSeq and is a predicted model, not a curated record. Gene Ontology annotation, molecular function: N-acylneuraminate cytidylyltransferase activity. Lineage: Eukaryota; Metazoa; Chordata; Actinopteri; Pleuronectiformes; Cynoglossidae. The transcript has 9 exons.
CGCGCAUGCGCGACAGAAAUAACGGUGACAACAAAAAGUGCAAAGAGAGAGAGACAGAGACCAGCUCGACCGGUUCUCUAUUUCCAUUCCGCUUUAAGUGAACCGUUAUUUGGGUACGGAGUCGCAAUGUCCUCGCAGACCAGGAAGAGGGGAAUUCUGCAGGACAAGAAGAGAAGCAUUCCGAAGGAUAACGGGGAGCAAAUAAAUGCGGUGGACUCAGUGAAGCGCCAGUGCCCCGACAGAGCCCGGAGACACGUCGCUGCUCUGAUCCUGGCUAGGGGAGGCAGCAAAGGCAUCGUCCUGAAGAACAUCAAGAUGUUAGCCGGGAUUCCGCUCGUCGGCUGGACGCUGAGAGCAGCGAUAGACGCUAACGUUUUUGACAGUGUGUGGGUCUCCACUGACCACGAUGAGAUCGAGAAGGUGGCCAAAUCUUUCGGAGCUCAGGUCCAUCGCAGAAGUCCUGAAGUUUCCAAAGAUUCUUCUUCAUCACUGGAAACUAUUCAGGAGUUUCUCCGACUCCACAAAGAGAUAGACGUGAUCUGUAACAUCCAGGCGACGUCUCCGUGUCUCCAACCCUUCCAUGUAAAGGAGGCUCUGGAGAUGAUCACGCUCCACGGCUACGAUUCAGUUUUCUCCGUGGUCAGGAAGCAUCACUUCCGCUGGGAGGAGGUGAAAAAAGGAAGCGGGAACCACACCAGACCUUUGAACCUUGACCCAACCAACCGACCUCGGCGCCAGGACUGGGACGGAGAGCUGUGUGAGAACGGCUCCCUGUACUUCACCACCAAAGACGUUGUUGUGAACAAAGGCUCUCUCCAGGGAGGUGUAGUUGGAUACUAUGAGAUGAAACCUGAGUACAGUGUGGACAUUGACGUGGACAUAGACUGGCCUGUAGCAGAGCAGAGGGUUCUGAGGUACGGUUACUUUGGUCAGGUCACUCCAGAGGUCGUCCGUCUGAUGUUCUGCAGCAUCUCUGGCUGUUUGACAGAUGGAAAUAUCCUCAUGUCAGCAUCAGGAGAAGAGAUGGUGUCCAUUCAGUACAGAGACACCCAGGGCCUACGGAUGCUGCAGGAAGAGAAGGUGGAGGUGGUGCUGUUGCAGUCCAGCCUGGACCCUCUGUCCCAGGAGUUGGCAGACAAACUGUCCAAGAGGACAGGCUGCCAGGUUCUGCAGGUGGGGGAGAGACCACUGAAUGAUCUGCAGAGCUUCGUGGAGCAGAGGAAGCUAGAGUGGAAGGAUGUGGCCUACAUGGGAAGUGACAGGGCCGAUGUCAACUGUCUGAACCUGGCUGGUCUGAGUGCAGUGCCUGGAGAUGCUCCAGAGGUGGUGCUGAAUGCUGCCAAGUACACCUGCCACAAAGAUGGGGGAGCAGGAGCCGUGAGGGAGUUCUCUGAGCACAUACUGCUGCAGAGGCAGAAAGCUGAGUCGGCACUGAAGCAGGAUCGCAUUGAUUCAUGUAGCAAAUAAGAAGAAAACCAAACAAGUGUUUAUGUUAUAGUGAUAUGAAAAGGUAGUGUGAAAGGUCAAAGGUCAAGACUCACAGUGUGUCUUUGAUUUUCACACAGCCACCAGAUAGUGAUUGCAUUUCUUAAAGGAAGUAAUUUCAAACCCCAAAAAACAUUACAGACAUGAGAAACUUUUGAUUUACCUGUAACUCUGAAUGCCUCUGCUCAUGUGACCUUUAUGGAAGAUUUCUGUUUUUGUUCCAGUUUUGAAACUGGCAUUUCCUGUGUGGAGACUGAACUCUGUACCAGGAACCACUCAAAAUUCAUUUAAAAUUAAGAGAACCAUGUGGGCUCUCCUGACUGGACCUAGGUUUAGUAACAAGGAAUAGUACCAGGAACUGCAUGUGGUUUUCUUAAACAGUACCAAGAACCACAGACUUACAGGAACUAAGUGUGUUUUUUGCUGCAGGAACUCAUAUCUGGAUCAAGUAGCAGGACCAGCACAAUUUGGUAUUACACCUGCAGGAACUAGUACCAGCUAGAGACAGUACCAGCAGGUAUGUGUAUAAGCAGAGCAGGAAAUAUCCAGGAAUGUAAGAAACUACAUGAACUUCAAACGCAUACCCACACUGAGAAGAACAGUGGCAGAAAUUAGGAACAGUUCCAGGAACUAGAUGAAAAGCAAUAUGGCUGUUUUCAAGGAACAAUCUAGGAACAGAUUUUUUUACAGCCUUCACAACACAAUAGAUGCACCGGGAUCUUUAAGUCUUUCUUUCCUACCAAAUGUUCCUGGUACUGUGCAGCUGUUAAUGCAUAUGGACAUGUGUUUCUCACACCCUUCACCAUAUGCUGAAAAAGACUGAAACAACACCAGGGUUGUUAACACUACUGCUGGUUUAGUUGUUAUGCUGAUCACACUUUUAAUAUCACUGAUGGAAACUUGUUUUUAAUGGAACUGGUUAAAUUACCAACACUUUAAGGAGUGUUGGAGUGAAACCAAACAAGACUUUAAAAUUACAGGUAUUUUGUCAAGAGAUGCUUUACGAUUGUAUUGUUAAUUUUAAAUACCACACUUCAUGUUUUAGAGUAACUGAAGCUGCUGCUGCUUUUAGCUGAACUAAUCCCAAGGUCUGGAGUUUAUUGUGACUUUAUCUUUAUGAAACAUUUAAAAUAAUUGUAUUUUUUAAAUUAAACAAACAGUUAAACCAGCUCAUCAAAUUCAUCCUAAAGACCUCUGUUAGAGGGAUUAUGUCACACAGUGUCAGUGCAUUUGUGUCCAUCACAGGAAAUGAGCUCACUUUAGCUGGAAGGGUUAAACCAAUGACUGCACAGGUUCAACUGUCCCUCGAAACAGUGUGUGUUAUUUUUUAAAUGUUUCUGUAUAAUCAUGUUAUGAGAUGAAUGUUAUUUUUAAUUAAUUUAAGGUCUUUAUAUUUCGACAGUCAAAUAUCCUCAUAUUUCCAUUUGUCUCUGUGAAAACAAUGAAGUUGAAUGAAGAAAGACAAAUACUGAAAGUGUCUCUGUGCUGUUGUUUAAUCAUAAUUGAAUCUUUUAACUGUCUUUACUGAC